CGUGGAGUGUCGCUAGUUGUAUCAACACUUGAUUUCUGUAUUUCUUAAUAGUUAUUAAAUGUAAUGACAUAAUUUGAUAGUGGCAGUCAUGAACGUUUUAGCUAGAAGUGUAGUUAACAUAACUCAAUCAUUCUUUAGAAAUUCUAUUAAAAACAAUAGACCACAAUUAUUAUCACUGUAUACAAACCCUAAUAUUCAAGCUGGAAGUUUGUUAAAUGCUGCGAAGUCUUGCAUUGGAAACUUAUUUCAAGGCUUCCAGCAGGCAAGAUUUGGAUCAACAUUGAAAAAAAUGCACUAUAACGGUGGGUCUUAUAAGAAGAAGAAGCCAAAAAAGAAACCCCUAGAAGGAAAACCAUUCGCGAAGGGCGUAGUUAUAAAGACAGUCAUCAGAAAACCAAAGAAACCGAAUUCUGCGAAUCGAAAGUGUGUCAUAGUUCGGCUCUCCACUGGCAAAGAAAUGACUGCUUACGUGCCUGGAAUCGGCCACAAUCUUCAAGAACACAACGUGGUACUCUGCAGAGUGGGAAAACUACAAGACACACCGGGUGUUCGGAUAAAAUGCGUUCGUGGAAAAUAUGAUUUGCCUCAUGUUAUGAAAAAAUCGUAAAGAUGUGUAUAAUUCGUUUUAUGAAAUAUAUUCUUCCCAGUAAUAUUU
Megalopta genalis is the source of this 655-nucleotide messenger RNA. RefSeq names its product 30S ribosomal protein S12 technical knockout (gene tko). Gene Ontology annotation, cellular component: ribosome; small ribosomal subunit. Lineage: Eukaryota; Metazoa; Arthropoda; Insecta; Hymenoptera; Halictidae. Gene Ontology annotation, biological process: translation. The record is from RefSeq and is a predicted model, not a curated record. Gene Ontology annotation, molecular function: structural constituent of ribosome.